AUGUUUUUCCCAUGGACAAUCUUCAUCGUCAACAUCAUCCUUGCCAUAUUUCAGUUUCUAAUGAUAUGUGCUGUAAGUGCACUACUAUCGAUCUAUGCACGUUAUGGUGAUGAGUACUCUCAGAGCGUUCGAUGGUCACGACAAGGAGGCUAUUAUGAGAUGGUCAAGACACUCUAUAACUCUCGUCGCAACGCUCCAACUCGAGUCAAGUUGAUCAUGGUGUCGACAAUUAUAGUAAGCUUAGGAGCCGCUCUACUCGACAAAGGAGCCGCACAUUAUAUCGUACCAAUGUCAAGAUUUAGCAAACCAAACAGUACUGUCAUCAUUACCGAACAAUAUCGGGUCCAAGGCUUGGAACAAUCGUUCUUAGGGUGGUCAGGUACAGUUCGAUAUGGCGAAAGUGUCUCUGAUGCAAUGGCAUCAAUGAUCAACAAUACAAGGAAUAUUCCUGGAGCUAUUCCAGGGUAUUUAUACACCACACAAUUGAGUCCAUACCUCGUCGCAUGUGAGCAGAUGAACUUGGUACUCUUCGAGGCUGCAGGCAUAAAUCCAAACCUGGUUUUGACAAAGGGUGGAUGCCUGGAUGUAAACUUCAUCUUAUCGGGAUUUGUAGCGAACUCUAGGGAGGCUAUCGCUAAUGCGACUGUUGUUCAAAGGUCAGCCAACCAAUGGAGCAUUGUACUCCCUGGAGACCACAACAUAGCAGGGAUGUUUCCAAGGCUACGCAUCGUAUUUCAAAACGUACCUUGUUCCAUAGAGGAGCUAGCAUUGCCAUACGAUCUUACCCCAGACGAGAGCGGCAUGGACCAUAUACCUACAACAAUAACUACCAAGUGCGUACAUCCUUCAGGAGAUAUUUCGGUUAUAUCACUCACCACAGCACGAUUCACAACAAGGUCUAUCAAAUUGUUUGGCAAGGCAGUAGAUGGCUUUUUUAAUAACACCAGCAAUCCAUUUAGGAACAUGGAUGCUAGGAUUCAGAAUAUCAUUAAACAAUUUGGCGUAGGUAGUCGGCCGUUAGUUAUGGAGACUCAGAUAUCUGGGACCUCAAUAGACGCCUUGAUCUGCACUUUUGGGUAUGUUGAAAGCGCCCCUCGCCCAAGAUGCCUAUAUAUCAACAUCGACAUGCUUGUGGCCAAGUUAUCAGAGAAUAACACGGACAUUAUAUCAGCCCGCAACGGUCUACCGUUCGAUGUAUAUGACUACCGUUGGGAUACAGGAUAUCGGACAUUUGGUUCAACCAAAGCGUUUACUAUUGAUCAUAUUCCUCUAAGAAAAAACAGCACUGGGUCUCUAUUCAGUAUCUUGAAACUGCAGGAGGAAACACAUAAUGUUGCCCAGCUCAUGGCAUCACUCGGUCAAAACUUUUAUACAGACUAUAAUCAAAAUCAACUCUAUGUGGUUUACAACAUUGCAGUCCCAGAGCCUGGCCUCGAUAUCCCAUUGUGGCUAUUGGUCCUCAUAAUCCUGAUUAUGAUGACAUGUUUGUGCUUGUGGGUUGCAACAGAGUACUUCCUGGACCAACAGUAUACAUGCUCACUCUAUAGUGCCAUUUCGCGUCAAAUCGCGCCUCAAACCAACACUCGGGCGCCAGCGCUUAUGCCAGCCAGGGCAGAACCUGUCGAAUUUGUAGGGUUUGGGAUCUUUCCUACUGAAAAGGACAUUGAAAUGGAGUCUCGCGAAAGCAGCAAAGCCUUACUAGAUUCCAUACAAUUUGCGGAAGAAGGACCAUUUGGAGAUAAGAACGUGCAUGACAGGCAUAUAGACUAA
Lobosporangium transversale is the source of this 1770-nucleotide messenger RNA. RefSeq lists its product as hypothetical. The transcript has a single exon. The record is from RefSeq and is a predicted model, not a curated record. Lineage: Eukaryota; Fungi; Mortierellomycota; Mortierellomycetes; Mortierellales; Mortierellaceae. The coding region runs from base 1 to 1770 and encodes 589 amino acids.